Molecule: messenger RNA, 11876 nt
Organism: Crotalus tigris (Tiger rattlesnake)
Lineage: Eukaryota; Metazoa; Chordata; Lepidosauria; Squamata; Viperidae
Gene: KALRN
Product: kalirin RhoGEF kinase
Biological process (GO): protein phosphorylation
Cellular component (GO): cytoplasm
Molecular function (GO): ATP binding; protein binding; protein kinase activity
Source: RefSeq, a predicted model, not a curated record
UGGAAUGGGCAGCCAUAUUAAAUCUAGUAAAUUAUUGUUUUUUUACAUAUCUAUAUCAAAACUGCAGAACUUUCCAGGACCACUGGAAACAAUACACUAUGGAUAAUUGGCAUGGACAAAGGAAAAGAACUUUUAUUAUUCCAGCUUGAAUUCUUUUGUGUACAUAACAGUAGAAGAAUGCAGAUGGAAAGUAGGACACCAGGAUCUUUCCGCAAUGACGGCUUGAAAGCUGCUGAUGUUCUUCCCAUACUAAAGGAAAAGGUGGCCUUUGUUUCAGGCGGCCGUGAUAAACGAGGAGGUCCCAUCCUGACUUUUCCAGCACGCAGCAAUCAUGACAGAAUAAGACAGGAAGAUCUUCGGAAACUUGUGACUUACUUGGCUAGCGUACCAAGUGAAGAUGUCUGCAAACGUGGUUUCACGGUCAUCAUUGAUAUGAGAGGCUCUAAGUGGGAUCUGAUCAAACCUCUCCUGAAGACUCUUCAGGAGGCCUUUCCUGCAGAAAUUCAUGUUGCCCUGAUAAUCAAGCCUGAUAACUUUUGGCAAAAGCAGAAGACAAAUUUUGGAAGUUCAAAAUUUAUCUUUGAGACAAGCAUGGUCUCCGUUGAAGGUUUAACAAAACUGGUUGAUCCCUCCCAACUAACAGAAGAGUUUGAAGGAACUCUGGAUUACAAUCAUGAUGAAUGGAUAGAGUUGAGAGUUUCCUUGGAAGAAUUUUUCAAUAGUGCCAUCCAUUUAUUAUCCAGGCUGGAGGACCUUCAGGAAAUGCUGGCUAGGAAGGAAUUUCCAGUGGAUGUGGAGGGUUCAAGAAGACUAAUAGACGAACAUACCCAGCUCAAGAAGAAAGUAAUCAAAGCUCCAGUGGAAGAAUUGGACCGUGAAGGUCAACGAUUAUUACAAUGCAUAAGAUGCAGUGAUGGUUUCUCUGGUAGGAACUGCAUUCCUGGCAGUGCAGAUUUCCAAAGUCUUGUGCCAAAGAUUACCAGUCUUUUAGAUAAGCUGCAUUCAACACGACAGCACUUGCAUCAGAUGUGGCAUGUCCGUAAACUGAAACUAGAUCAGUGCUUUCAACUUCGACUUUUUGAACAAGAUGCAGAAAAGAUGUUUGAUUGGAUCAGCCAUAACAAAGAGUUGUUCCUGCAGAGUCACACUGAAAUUGGAGUGAGCUAUCAACAUGCCCUUGAUUUACAGACACAACAUAAUCAUUUUGCUAUGAAUUCCAUGAAUGCCUAUGUGAAUAUCAAUCGCAUCAUGUCUGUUGCAUCCAGGCUUUCAGAAGCUGGCCAUUAUGCAUCUCAACAAAUUAAGCAGAUUUCCACACAGCUAGAUCAAGAGUGGAAGAGCUUUGCUGCAGCACUGGAUGAGCGUAGCACUAUACUGGCCAUGUCUGCUGUGUUUCACCAGAAGGCCGAACAGUUUCUGUCUGGUGUAGAUGCCUGGUGCAAAAUGUGCAGCGAAGGAGGUCUCCCCUCUGAAAUGCAAAACCUGGAAUUGGCCAUCCAUCAUCAUCAGUCCCUUUAUGAACAGGUCACUCAGGCUUACACUGAGGUAAGUCAGGAUGGCAAAGCUUUACUGGAUGUCCUGCAACGUCCCUUGAGUCCAGGAAACUCAGAAUCCCUCACGGCUACAGCAAAUUAUUCCAAGGCUGUUCACCAAGUUUUGGAUGUGGUCCACGAGGUCUUACAUCACCAGCGGCGCUUGGAGAGCAUCUGGCAACACAGGAAAGUUCGGUUACAUCAGCGGCUUCAACUUUGUGUUUUCCAACAAGAUGUUCAACAGGUCCUGGACUGGAUUGAAAACCAUGGGGAGGCCUUUCUUAGUAAACACACUGGAGUGGGAAAGUCUCUUCACAGAGCACGAGCUCUUCAGAAAAGGCAUGAUGAUUUUGAAGAAGUAGCACAGAAUACCUAUACUAAUGCAGACAAGCUACUGGAAGCAGCAGAGCAACUGGCCCAGACUGGGGAAUGUGAUCCUGAAGAGAUUUACAAAGCAGCACGGCAUCUAGAAGUCCGGAUUCAGGACUUCGUUAGGAGAGUGGAACAGAGGAAACUUCUUUUGGAUAUGUCUGUCUCCUUCCAUACUCAUACCAAAGAGCUGUGGACAUGGAUGGAAGACCUGCAGAAGGAGCUCUUGGAAGACGUCUGUGCUGACUCCGUAGAUGCCGUUCAGGAACUCAUAAAGCAGUUCCAGCAGCAGCAAACAGCUACUCUGGAUGCCACUCUCAAUGUCAUCAAAGAAGGGGAAGAUCUAAUCCAGCAGCUCAGAGAUUCGGCGGUCUCUAACAAUAAAACACCACAUAAUAGUUCCAUCAGCCACAUUGAGUCUGUCCUCCAACAGCUUGAUGAAGCUCAGGUACAGAUGGAGGAGCUCUUCCAUGAAAGGAAAAUUAAGCUGGAUAUUUUUCUUCAGCUCCGGAUUUUUGAACAGUACACUAUUGAGGUGACCGCUGAAUUAGAUGCCUGGAAUGAGGAUUUACUGCGUCAAAUGAAUGAUUUCAAUACCGAGGAUCUCACUUUGGCUGAACAACGGCUGCAGCGGCAUACAGAGAGGAAGAUGGCUAUGAACAAUAUGACCGUUGAGGUCAUUCAGCAAGGGCAAGAUUUGCACCAGUACAUCAUGGAAGUGCAAGCUUCAGGCAUCGAACUGAUCUGUGAAAAGGACAUCGAUCUAGCAAUCCAAGUGCAAGAGCUGCUGGAAUUUCUUCAUGAGAAACAGCACGAAUUGGAGCUGAAUGCUGAUCAGACGCACAAACGGCUCGAGCAGUGCCUUCAGCUUCGGCACCUGCAGGCAGAGGUUAAGCAGGUCCUUGGCUGGAUCCGUAAUGGAGAAUCAAUGCUCAACGCCAGUCUUGUCAAUGCAAGUUCCUUGUCAGAGGCUGAGCAGCUCCAAAGAGAGCACGAGCAAUUUCAGCUGGCCAUAGAGUCCCUCUUUCAUGCCACUUCCUUGCAGAAGACACACCAGAGUGCUCUCCAGGUACAGCAAAAGGCAGAGGUGUUACUGCAGGCCGGCCAUUACGAUGCUGAUGCCAUCCGGGAAUGUGCGGAAAAAGUGGCCUUGCAUUGGCAGCAACUCAUGCUAAAGAUGGAGGACCGGCUAAAACUGGUCAAUGCCUCUGUUGCUUUCUAUAAAACUUCAGAGCAGGUUUGCAGUGUGCUGGAGAGUUUGGAGCAAGAAUAUCGAAGAGAUGAAGACUGGUGUGGAGGUCGGGAUAAGCUGGGACCGUCCUCUGAGAUAGAUCAUGUUAUUCCCUUAAUCAGCAAACAUCUGGAACAGAAAGAAGCCUUUCUCAAGGCAUGCACACUAGCACGAAGGAAUGCAGAAGUGUUUCUCAAGUACAUUCAUCGAAACAACGUCAGCAUGCCAGGAGUAGUGAGCCAUACCAGGGGUCCUGAACAGCAAGUGAAAGCCAUUCUGAGUGAGCUGCUGCAGAGGGAAAAUCGUGUUCUUCAUUUUUGGACUUUGAAGAAAAGGCGACUGGAUCAGUGUCAGCAAUAUGUAGUCUUUGAGCGCAGUGCAAAGCAGGCCUUGGAUUGGAUUCAGGAAACAGGAGAAUAUUAUCUCUCUACUCACACUUCCACUGGAGAAUCAGCAGAUGAAACACAGGAACUUUUGAAAGAAUAUGGAGAAUUCAAAGCACCUGCCAAGCAAACCAAAGAGAAAGUGAAGCUUCUCAUUCAGCUGGCCGAUAGCUUCGUGGAGAAAGGACACACACACGCCACAGAAAUUAGGAAAUGGGUUACUACGGUUGACAAGUGCUAUCGGGAUUUUUCACUGAGAAUGGGGAAGUACCGCUACACUUUGGAAAAAGCUCUUGGGAUCAAUACAGAGGAUAAUAAAGACCUGGAGCUGGACAUCAUUCCAGCAAGUCUGUCUGAUCGUGAAGUAAGGCUACGUGAUGCCAGUCAUGAAGCCAAUGAAGAAAAGAGAAAGUCAGCCAGGAAAAAAGAGUUCAUCAUGGCUGAAUUACUUCAGACAGAGAAGGCCUACGUUAGGGACCUGCAUGAAUGUUUAGAGACCUAUCUUUGGGAAAUGACAAGUGGAGUAGAGGAGAUACCGCCAGGGAUUCUGAACAAGGAACACAUAAUAUUUGGAAACAUCCAGGAGAUAUAUGACUUUCAUAACAAUAUUUUUCUGAAAGAACUGGAAAAAUACGAACAACUUCCUGAAGAUGUUGGUCACUGCUUUGUCACCUGGGCGGAUAAGUUUCAGAUGUAUGUUACCUAUUGUAAAAACAAACCUGAUUCCAGCCAAUUGAUCCUAGAGCAUGCAGGAACAUUCUUUGAAGAAAUUCAACAAAGGCAUGGUUUGGCCAACUCCAUUUCCUCAUAUCUGAUCAAACCUGUCCAGAGGAUUACAAAGUAUCAGCUUUUAUUAAAGGAGCUUUUAACAUGCUGUGAAGAAGGAAAAGGAGAACUCAAGGAUGGUUUGGAAGUGAUGCUCAGUGUCCCUAAGAAAGCCAAUGAUGCCAUGCAUGUAAGCAUGCUGGAAGGAUUUGAUGAAAAUUUGGAUGUUCAGGGAGAACUGAUUCUUCAGGAUUCGUUCCAAGUAUGGGAUCCUAAAUCUCUCAUCCGGAAGGGUCGUGAGAGACAUUUGUUUCUCUUUGAAAUCUCUCUAGUUUUCAGCAAAGAAAUAAAAGAUUCUACAGGACAUACUAAAUAUGUUUACAAGAACAAAUUACUGACCUCAGAACUGGGAGUAACAGAGCAUGUGGAAGGAGAUCCAUGCAAGUUUGCCUUGUGGUCUGGACGGACUCCCUCUUCGGAUAACAAAACAGUGUUAAAAGCAACCAGUAUUGAAACUAAACAAGAAUGGAUUAAAAAUAUUCGAGAAGUGAUACAAGAAAGAAUUAUACAUUUAAAAGGAGCUUUGAAAGAGCCAAUCCAGCUCCCUAAAACCCCUGCAAAGCAAAGAAACAACAGUAAGAGAGAGGGAGGUGAAGAUGCUGACAGCCAAGGAGAUGGGAGUAGUCAGCCUGACACAAUUUCAAUUGCAUCCAGGACUUCUCAGAAUACAGUAGACAGUGACAAGCUGUCUGGAGGAUGUGAACUAACUGUGGUGCUGCAAGACUUUGUUGCCAGUCACAGCAGUGAACUGAGUAUUCUGGUGGGACAGACUGUGGAGUUACUCGAAAGGCCAAGUGAACGGCCAGGCUGGUGUCUGGUGCGGACCACAGAAAGGAGUCCACCUCAAGAAGGUCUGGUCCCCAGCAGUGCUCUCUGCAUCUCCCAUUCCCGGAGCAGUGUAGAAAUGGACUGCUUCUUCCCAUCAGGAAAAGAUGCCUAUUCCACCUCUUCCAACGAAAAUGGAGCAAAAUCUGAUUCUGUGGCUAAUUUGCAGCCCCACACGUCCCUUAAUUCCAUCCAGAGCUCCCCUGGUCCAAAGCGUUCAACCAAUACCCUGAAAAAAUGGCUAACAAGUCCUGUACGUCGACUGAACAGUGGGAAAGCUGACAGCAACAUCAAAAAACAGAAGAAAGUACGUGAAGGAAGGAAGAGCUUUGACCUAGGUUCCCCCAAGCCUGGAGAUGAAACCACACCUCAGGGAGACAGUGCCGAUGAGAAGAGCAAGAAAGGGUGGGGCGAAGAUGAACCAGAUGAAGAAUCUCAUACACCACUUCCUCCUCCAAUGAAGAUUUUUGAUAAUGAUCCUACACAAGAUGAGAUGUCUUCCUCUUUGCUAGCUUCUCGACAGACCAGCUCUGAUGUCCCAACUGCUGCGGAUCUUGUCAGUGCAAUAGAAAAAUUGGUCAAAAGCAAGCUGACAUUGGAAGGGGGCUCCUAUCGAGGAAGCUUAAAGGAUAGUACUGGAUGCUUGAAUGAAAUUGUGACACCUUCAACCCCUCCUUCAAGAAACCUCGAAGAGGAACAAAAGGCCAAAGCUAUGAGAGGCAGGAUGUUUGUUCUAAAUGAACUGAUACAAACAGAGAAAGACUAUGUCAAGGACUUAGGAACUGUGGUGGAGGGAUUUAUGAAAAGAAUAGAAGAAAAAGGUGUUCCUGAAGAUAUGAAAGGAAAAGACAAGAUUGUAUUUGGAAACAUUCAUCAGAUCUAUGAUUGGCACAAAGACUUUUUUCUUACUGAACUGGAAAAGUGCCUUCAGGAACAUGACCGUUUAGCACAGCUCUUCAUCAAACAUGAAAGGCGAUUACACAUGUAUGUAGUAUACUGUCAAAACAAACCAAAAUCAGAAUACAUUGUAGCUGAAUGUGGUACAUAUUUUGAGGAAGUGCAACAAGAAAUAAACCAGCGGUUAACUCUCAGCGACUUCUUAAUUAAGCCCAUUCAAAGAAUAACCAAGUAUCAGUUGCUUCUCAAGGAUUUCUUGAAAUAUAGUGAAAAGGCUGGAUUGGAUUGCUUGGAAAUAGAGAAAGCUGUAGAGUUGAUGUGCCUUGUUCCUAAACGCUGCAAUGACAUGAUGAAUCUGGGACGACUGCAGGGCUUUGAGGGCAAGCUGGCAGCUCAAGGGAAAUUGUUGCAGCAGGAUACAUUCUAUGUAACAGAGCAGGACUCUGGAGGGUUGUCUCGGCCAAAAGAACGCAGAGUUUUCCUCUUUGAGCAAAUAGUCAUCUUUAGUGAACUACUUAGGAAAGGCUCCUUAACACCUGGGUACCUGUUUAAGCGGAGCAUAAAGAUGACAUAUCUAAUACUUGAGGACAAUGUGGACAACGAUCCUUGCAAAUUUGCUCUCAUGAAUCGGGAAACAUCAGAACGGUUCAUAUUGCAAUCUGCCAAUCCUGAAAUCCAACAAGGUUGGGUACAGGAUAUCAGUCAAGUACUUGAUACACAGAGGGACUUCUUAAAUGCAUUACAGUCUCCAAUAGAGUAUCAGCGUAAAGAAAGCAGCAGUUCAGCUGUAAUGAGACCCCAAACCAGCCGGGCACCUCAGCCCAUCACCAGACCCUAUUCCUCAGGACCUGUAGGAUCUGAUAAAACUUCAAAGGCUACAAUGCGCAACCCAUCUCUUCCACUUCUGAAGAUAUCUACCUCCAAUGGUAACACAGGGCAUGAACAGUAUCAGCCUGAGGACAGAUAUGAACAGAGCAAGAAUGACUUGGGUGGGUGCAAUGGAACCUCUUCUAUGGUGGUCGUCAAAGAUUACUAUGCAUUAAAGGAGAAUGAAAUCUGUGUCAACCAGGGUGAAGUGGUCCAAGUACUUGCCAUUAACCAGCAGAAUAUGUUCCUUGUGUACCAGCCUGCCAAUGACCACUCACCAGCAGCAGAAGGAUGGAUCCCAGGGAAUAUCUUGGCUCCCCUCACUAAAUCAACUACAGAUAGUAGCGACGGAAGCAUAAAGAAGUCAUGUUCAUGGCAUACCCUGCGCAUGAGAAAGCGGGCGGAAAAGGAAAGCAGUGGCAAAACGGAAGCCAAUGGCCUACGUAAACCCAAGGAUAUUCUGGGCAACAAAGUCUCUGUUAAAGAGACAAACAGUUCAGAAGAGUCAGAAUGUGAUGACCUUGACCCCAACACUAGCAUGGAGAUCAUCAACCCAAAUUUCAUCCAGGAAGUUGCUCCUGAGUUUCUCGUGCCUUUAGUGGACAUCACUUGCUUGCUUGGAGACACCGUAAUGUUGCAAUGCAAAAUCUGCGGGCGGCCCAAACCAACCAUCACCUGGAAAGGACCGGAUCAAAACAUGCUUGACAGUGACAAUAGCACUUCUGCAAUUACAGUUACCUCCUGUGAAUCAGGUGACAUUACUCUAAAGAUCUGCAACGUGAUGCCUCAGGACAGUGGCAUUUACACUUGUGUGGCCACAAAUGAACUUGGAACAGCAUCCACAUCAGCGACAGUCAAAGUACAAGGGGUUCCAGCUGCCCCAAAUCAGCCUAUUGCUCAGGAAAGAAGUUGCACUUCGGUGAUUCUCCGCUGGCUGCCUCCAUCCAGCACAGGCAACUGUACCAUCUCAGGCUACACAGUCGAGUACAGAGAAGAAGACUCCCAGAUCUGGCAGCAAUCUGUUGCCUCAACUUUGGACACCUACCUCGUUAUUGAAGACCUCACGCCUGGCUGUCAGUACCAGUUCCGGGUCAGCGCCAGCAAUCCCUGGGGAAUUAGCUUACCCAGUGAGGCCUCUGAAUUUGUGAAACUCCCAGAAUACGACUCUGCGGCGGAUGGUGCCACCAUUACUUGGAAAGAGAAUUUUGAUUUUGCUUAUACAGAGCUGAAUGAAAUUGGACGGGGCCGUUUUGCUGUCGUAAAGAAAUGUAUUCACAAAGCCACAAGGAAGGAUGUUGCGGUGAAGUUUGUCAAUAAAAAAAUGAAAAAGAAGGAACAGGCAGCCCAUGAAGCAGCCAUGUUGCAACACCUGCAACAUCCUCAGUAUAUCACCAUUCAUGACACUUAUGAGUCACCUUCUUCCUAUAUCUUAGUUUUAGAACUGAUGGAUGAUGGCCGUCUCCUGGAUUAUCUUAUGAAUCAUGACGAACUCAUGGAAGAAAAAAUAGCUUUUUAUAUAAGAGAUACGAUGGAAGCUUUACAAUACCUUCACAAUUGUCGAGUUGCUCAUCUGGAUAUAAAGCCAGAAAAUUUGCUGAUUGAUUUACGGAUCCCAGUGCCACGUGUUAAGUUAAUUGACCUUGAAGAUGCCCUUCAAAUCACAGGCCAUUACCACAUUCAUCACCUGCUUGGAAACCCUGAGUUUGCUGCUCCAGAAGUACUCCAAGGGGCUCCAGUGUCACUGGGCACAGAUAUCUGGAGUCUGGGAGUGCUCACCUACGUCAUGUUGAGUGGCGUUUCUCCCUUUCUGGAUGAAAGCAGGGAGGAGACAUGCAUCAACGUGUGCCGAGUGGAUUUCAGCUUUCCCAAUGAGUACUUUUGCGAUGUAAGCCAUGCUGCCAAAGAUUUCAUCAACGUAAUCCUUCAGGAAGACUUCCGAAGGAGACCUACUGCCGCCACUUGCUUGCAGCACCCAUGGCUGCAGUUUCAUAAUGGCAGCUAUUCCAAAGUACCUCUGGAUACCUCACGGCUGGCUGGUUUCAUCGAACGUCGCAAACACCAGUUUGAUGUGCGCCCCGUUCCCAACGUUAAGAGUUUCAUUGUGAGCAGAAUGAACCCAGGAACGUAACGCAAUACAACGGUUUCAGUGAUAGUGGAGUGCUACAGCGGGUGAAAAUGGAGAAAGCAGAUUCUCUGCAACUCUUCCUCUCUGUACAGAGUAUUACAUUUGAUGUGAUUGUUGAGGAAAGUGUGUGCCGUUUCAGCAGUUACAUCAUCUAAGUCAGUGGUUCUCAACCUUUCUAAUGCUGCGACCCCAUAAUACAGUUCCCCAUGUUGUGGUGACCCCCAACCACUUAUACAUCACCAGGUGCCAGGGGCGUGGCCAAAGAAAAGGGGGGGAAAUGGCAGACAGCCUUGUUUGGCGACCCCUGUGAAAUGGUCGUUCGACCCCAAAUGGGGUCCCGACCCACAGGUUGAGAACCACUGAUCUAAGUAGUUAGAAUUAGAUGCUUUCUCAGGUUGCCUCAGGUGCAACGUCUUGGGGAGAGGGGUUGUUGUGAUUACAUGGUCAUGUUCAAUAAGAUGGCAUCAGUCAAGAAUGGGAACCAAAAGACAGUUAUCUUAUUUCUGAAAGAUUUGACGGUCUUCAACCACCUGAAAGUUCUAGACAGCUUUGCUAAUUAUAUGAAUAGUUGAAUGGUAUAUCUGAAAAUCAAUCAAAAAUUGGAAAAAAACACAAAACCAGACGACUAUCUACAGUCAGCAUUUCUUAAAGAAACUGGGCUGGAUAAAUCUUGGGUUCUGUAAAAAUUGCUAUCCUUGUGUUAAUUAAGGAUCAGAGUUUUCCUAUAAGGCAGAUUUCAUUAAUCUUGAACUAGAAUUAAUCUUGUGGUAAGAGUGCUGUACUUGAGAUUCACAGUAACAGUUUUGCCAAUGAAAUGUAGAUACAUGGCAUUGAUCAAUAUUACAGCAGACCUUUGCCAAUAAGUUCCCUUGGGAUGCAACACAUUUUUUGUUCAAGAUUAACAUACUAUCAGCAGUGUGCUACUGAUAAGAUGGUAAAGUAAUUGAGUCAUCAAAAACAUUUAGAUGAAGCACAAAAAGGUGGUUUUUUUUAAAUUAAAAUUUUAUAGCUCUUGUACAGAAAACUUUUGUUGAGAAAAAAACUAUCUUAAAAUAAGUGCUGUAUCUGUAAACUAGAUGUCAAAGACUUUUUCUAUUUUAAGGAUGUUUAUUGAAUCCUCAUAUUCUCUGUAACAUGGAAAGGAUCUUAUUUCUCUUUCACUUAUAAAAGUUGCUCAGUUGUGAAAUCAAGCCAAAGUUGGCCAAAGUGUGGUAAACAUAGUGGGUCCAUCUUUAUGCUUAUGGCUCUGAAACUGGUCUUAGUACAUAAGGCUGAUAGUUUACUAUGACUGUAUGCAUUUAUCACCUUAGCUCCUUCUCUCAAAUAUGGUUUUUUUUUUUUUUUGUUUAAUCCCAAAGCAUAGUAUGAAGCAACUCAACAAGGACAUUAAAAGUCAUUGCAAUAUUGCAUUCUGAUUAGCCAAGCACCCAACAAUGUAACAGCCCUUUAACAACCAUUUCAAAUUAAGUGUUUUUGAAAUAAUAGUUCCAAGCUGAAGUAUUCUUUCAUUAGCUUUCUAAAACUAUUCCAACACGGAAUACCCCAAGAGUGUUUUAAUACAGCUAAUGAAUUAUUCAUGGCCUUGCCGUAUCUACAUUCUUUAGAAGUCAAAUCAGUCAAAACCGCCAUCUGUUUUUCUCUUUUUCCCACUUCCCCAACAAUUAAUGUCCUGCAUGCCUUGGGGUAGGCUGAUUUAUUUAGUAAUUAUCAGCAGAUAGGAUGGUUGUGACUUCUUACAUGCAGAGAUAAUGGGCUCCUGUUGCUGGAUCACAAAGUGCCAAUGAUUUGGGGCUAUCCUGUCACUACUUGUGAUAUAAAAUGCUCCCAAUACAAUACUUUCAAGGCCAAAUAUAUGGUUUGGCUAAAAGAUAAAAUAAAUCUCAUCGUCCUGGGAAAAGCAAGGAAUAAUGUAUGCUUUCAUCCCUUGGCAGGACAAUAGCGAUAACUAGGUUCCCAAAUGAAUACAUAUACCCCGUGAUAGGCUGACAUUUGGUAACUUUGUGUUCUGUCAGUGGUGCCAAGGGUGUUUCUCUCAGAGCCCACAAGACAGAGGUACCGUUGAACAACUGAAAGUUAGGAAAAAACAACUGGCAACAUUUCCUGCAAUUUUAUAAUGAAUACUGUGACAAGAAUUGUAGAAGACAAUUAAACUCAAUUCCUAAAGAAAAAGUGGGGCAAAGAUAACUAUAAUACAGAAUGAGAUGUCUUUUUUUUUUUUUUUGCAAAAAGCAUUGCUACUUUUCUCCUUGUUCUUUUCUAGAAGUGAUUAAGCAUCAGUAUUUCUUCUAGCUUAAAAGGAUUGGGCCUAAGGGUCAAGAAUACCCAAACUAUGAAGAACUCCAAAUCUGUAGCAUGUUAGAUUUAAUAGGUUGGAUUCAUUAUUUUUUUUUAUUCUACCAACAGGAUUAUUACUGAGCAAAGUUCUAUCUUGAAGAUUUCUGCUAUAGAAAGGUGUGACUCUGAAUGAUUCCAUAGUCUAUCUAAAAGCAAAGCUCCUAGUGCUGUUUCUGUAUUUUUCCAGGGGUUUCCUCAAUCUUCUGAAACAGGAUUUUUUUCAGGAGAGAUAUAGAACUGCUGGAAUUGGGAGGAAAUGGGAUAUUUUCUCCCCUACUCUUUUGAUUAAAACUCUUGGGUUCAAAGCCUCCUGUUUACUGAAGGAAUUUAUAAAUUCCAACAAAGACCUUAUCAUCCAUUUCAGACAUAAGAAUCUCAGUCUAUUAACUUUUUGGACCAAGAUCCUAGUGUGAUCCCAUUUUAUCUGUUUUAUUUUGUAGGGAGCCUACCUCAUUUUUUUAAAGACAUUAGGAAAUUAUAUGCCUUAA